This is a messenger RNA of Sphaeramia orbicularis (orbiculate cardinalfish), 496 nucleotides long. RefSeq names its product ran-binding protein 10-like. NCBI's taxonomy places the organism in Eukaryota, Metazoa, Chordata, Actinopteri, Kurtiformes, Apogonidae. The annotation marks the transcript as partial. The transcript is spliced from 2 exons. The record is from RefSeq and is a predicted model, not a curated record.
CCAGAGUGCACCGGUGCAGCUACGGUCCAUUCUGCUGCUGAUCCGGGGAUGUCACACCGCUGCUAUUUUCUCCCCUCAGUCCCUCUGCCUCUCAGCCGACAGCAGCCAGCGGACUGACACGGGCUUCGGAGAACACACCGCGGAACGCACCGACACGAGCGGCGGAGCCGAACACAGGCCGGAAAAUGGCAGAGCUGGGAGCGGGAGGCCUGCCGGUGGGAGACCCUGCUCUCAACUACCAGGAGCACGAGCUCACCGAGCGGCUGAAGCGGCUGUACCCGGCGGUGAACGAGGAAGAGAGCCCCCUGCCCCGGUCCUGGAGCCCCAAGGACAAGUACAGCUACAUAGGACUGUCCCAGAACAACCUGCGGGUCCACUACAAAGGCCACGGCAAGAACCACAAGGAUGCCGCAUCAGUGCGAGCCACACACCCCAUCCCUGCCGCCUGUGGGAUUUACUACUUUGAAGUCAAGAUUGUCAGCAAAGGCCGAGACGG